AAAACAUCGAUAAGUUCCUGUCUUAAAUACAUUAUACAUCAAGUUACAUUAUUUAUUUAGAAUUUUAGGAGACUUGUUGAUUCUUUCCUUCUUUGAAGACCGACGUGUCUUAGACACGAUUAUUUAUUAUUAGCAGAAAAAAAAGAAACAAAUUUAUAUUCAUAAUCAUGAAUUCUGUGCAAAAAGAAGACAUCAAAAAAAAGUGUCGUCAAAAGUUUGAUUUACGAAAGCUCCGCAUAUCUCUAAAAUAUAGACCUGAAAUCAUGACAAAAAUUUUGAAAAUGAGACAAUGCAUAAGGCAAAAAAAUCUUUUGAUAUCGAAUAUGAAACUUCAACUUAAAACCCUGAUGAAGACAGAAAAGAACAAGGAUUAUGUUGAUUCCUUUACACAGACACUCUAUGAGGAUUUAUCUUGUACACAAUUACAUGUCUGUACUCAAACCGAUGAUAGCACAACAACUGAAAAUGAGAUCCUAUACAAUAAUAUUGCUAAAAACAUAAUUGAAAAUGGUAACAUAGAUGUUAAGGAGAAAGACUUGGGAUGGGAUAUUAGCAAAGAUGAUCAAACUGUUAGUAUAGCAGAACAAGUGAAAGAGGUUGCUCAAAGUGCCCUACAACAGACUGGAAUGGUGUAUGUAGAAUCUGCUGGCAUGUACUAUGACUAUAAGACUGGUUAUUACUACAAUUCUGAAUUAGGUCUAUAUUACCAUACAGAUACCGGUUGUUACUAUUAUUAUUCAAAUGAGAAACAAACUUUUGUAUUUCACUCAUACCCAGACAGAAGUCAAGAGGUUAAUAAUGCAGCAUUGCUUGCCCAUGAGAAAAAGAAAGCUCGAAAACAUAAAAAGGACUGGAGAUCGGAAGAUGACAUUGAAAACCUGAUGAAAAACUUAUCUCAGGAAAAAGAAGAUGGACGCAAACACACUACCAAAUCGAAGAGGAGAAAGUUACAGAAGAAGAAGAAAGUGAAUGAGGAACCAUCAAUUGAUAAAAAUGAAAUGGAAAGUGAAAAGAUCAGUAUAGAUGAGAAAAAUGACAUGGUAACUAAUGUAGAUGAAGCUGGCAAUGCAUCAAGCGAUCAAGACCCAGAUAAACAAGUGCUAGAUGGUGCAACUGGAAAAGAAGAAAAUUUGAUAUGUGAAUCUGCUAAAACAGUGGAUUUAAAUGAAAUCGACGAUUUAGAAGAUGGUGAAUGUAGUAACACCGAAAGUGAAUAUUCAGAUGUUGAAGAGGAAGAAACAUGUGAUAGCACAUCAACAGCAAGUGAUGAUGAUUUGGUACCGAGAAAUCAUCCACCGUGUAUGCGUAUUAUUGUGAAGGAUACUACGUUGCCUAGAUUAAGAGUGGGUUCUUUGUUCGUGAUCACUAAAGAUGGAGGCUCAAUAGGCCGUGAGGGGGACCAUCACUGUAUCGUUCUCAGGGAUGAAAAUGUUUCCAGAAACCAUCUAAAUAUAACGUAUAACCCUUCGAAGAAAAUUUAUUUAGCAAUGGAUCUGGGAUCCAAGAAUGGGACUAUACUUAAUGGCAGUCGAAUGUCAGACAGUCAAACUGUUAGUAAAUCAACAGAAAUUGUACAUGGAAGCACAUUAGAAAUAGGAGAGACCAAAUUACUAUGUCACAUACAUCCAGGAACAGAUACGUGUGGCCAUUGCGAACCAGGACUUCUGAUGAUGUCAUUGGAAGAAAAGAAAGUAGCAUAUACAAGAACGUGUAGUGUUCAAAAACAACAUCAGUUGGAGCUGGCUCGGCUAAAGAAUAAAUAUGCUCCGAAGCUCUUGGCCAUAGAAUCUUCAGCGUACAAUGAUAGAGCACAGGCGCGGAGGGACACAGUAGGCAGUUCGCAUCCCUCAGAGAAGACACAGAGCAGUAAUUUAGACACACCGAACGUGCUAACCACUGCGUCCAUCUGCGUCGACCAUCUCAACCAUCGAAACUGUCGUUUCCACAGGUUUAUAGCUCCAGAGAACAAAGGAUUCAAGUUAUUAGAGAAAAUGGGCUGGUCAAAGGGCGAAGGUCUCGGGAAAGAUAACCAGGGUGAAACAGAGCCGGUUUUGUUCUCCAUUACGGAGGUCCUAAAAUGUGUUUUAAACUUUUUAAGCAAUAACAGGCUGUCUGUAGAAAUGGCAAGCAAUCGCAAAUCAACAACGGUCCGUCAACUCGAAGCUCUUCUUGAGUUUGUAGCAGGACAUCGUGACCUCGCCUUUGGACGGGUGAGGUCCAAGGAAGCUCGAGCCUUAGCGGAAUGGUUGGCGUGAAUGCGCUGAAUUGCUCAAUCCUUUGGGAUCCGCAAAGAAUAGGCAAAGAAAGAGUUAUUAGGCCACCAUGGAGAUGUAGGGCAGAUUGUCUCCCCUUGCUAACCUCCACACCAGCAGCACCCUCAAGACAGCACGGCCUUCUCAUGUCCAAAGUAACAAAACUGCCCUAAAGGAGUCAAGAGCCACAUUGUGAAGGUGUGAAGAGUUAGGGCUCAGGCUGAAUUAAAUCAUUCGGAAUUGAUUUAGCUAUUGGCUGAAUCUUUUAAGUUAAUAGCCGAAAGUGAUGAAUAAAUAUUUUUAAUGAAAAAUGUCAACAAAACUAACUAUUAUUAUACAGGUACAGGAUUGACGAGUGAAUAUAUUUGUACUUUUUUAUAUUUUCUAAUAUUGUAAUAGAAAGUGACUAUUUUAAUAGUCAGUUUUCAAUCUUAGUGACUCGGUAUGAAAUAAAACAGGAAGAAAAAACCAGCCCUUGCCGAAUGUCUUGCCGGUUCUUCUUGGUACAAGGUCUCCCAUUGUAGAUUUACGAACCGAUGGCAUAGAGUUUCGACUUUUAAAAGUGCUUGUAAAAGACUAGACUGAAUAAACGAUUUUGAUUUU
Molecule: messenger RNA, 2855 nt
Organism: Diatraea saccharalis (sugarcane borer)
Lineage: Eukaryota; Metazoa; Arthropoda; Insecta; Lepidoptera; Crambidae
Source: the annotation of a GenBank genome assembly